AUGGUCCCAUUGUCCCCCAUUUCUUCGGCUUCGGCUUUGACCGACGAGCCCUCAACCGCUCCCACAACUCCAACUGACAUCCACCCUAGACAUUCCAACGGCCACAUCAAGCAUUCACCUGACGACAACGAAGCAGAAAGCGAGCUUAGUGAGCCAGACAGCAACGUUCGUUCGCCAUCAGGGGUGCGUUCCAACGAAUCGAAAGCCUCCAUUGUCGUCAAGGACACAACUAACGGUGAUCAAAAGAUCUCACAUGCGCGUACCAUCUCUGACAACGAGGACGAGACCAUGACAGACAUUCAGCAUGGGCCUGUGGUGUCUCACUAUCCUAAGCGCAAGCGAAACUCAGUCUUUACUGAUCUUAGUGAGAGCAAGAUGGAGCUUCCCAAUGGCGCAGACGGAUCCAGGACUCCUGUGCCUGGCCAAAAUUUCAAGUCCAAGUCAUCACGGCAGAGUCUGGGAACCGUCAGAGGUGUUUUGCUAGGCCACUGGCGAGACUCUCCAAUUCCGAAUCCCGAAGGCCGUCACGCUGUCAUUGGAUUCAUAGACGUGCGCGACCGAUUGCGUACUCGAAUUCAGCCUUAUACCGUCAUCAACGAGCCCGUCAGCAACGAUUAUCCCAUGCCCCCUGGACCCGGUGGUAGCUGGGUUACCUUUGAAAGAGUUGUCUUUUCCAAACAUCUUGUCGGCCUGGAUCACUUCCAAGUUAAGGAGUAUGUGAGACUGCGCACGGAUUCUCAAGAUGAAUCUGAAGAGGAACGCGAGGCUGCUGAACAGGCGGCUGUCAUUGAGGCGAUUCGCCGAGUCAAGGAGAACCCUGCAUAUGACAAUCCGGCCACUCAACCUGCCAUAGCCCAUGGCCUUGAGCUGCCCGACUCAGCAUCAAGUCCCGGACGGCCAGAGUCCAAGAGGAGACGCGUGAGUGGUGGAUUUGCAUCCAUCAACCCCGGCGGCAGCAACAGCCCGCCGGAGCGUUCGCCCUUGUUGCCAUCGCAGCCAGCGCUGCAACCCCGGCCACCCCAUGUCCCGAAACUGCAUGGCCCGCUUCCAGGCACUAGACCCACGCGCAUCCUUUUGGGAUUCUGGAAGGGCUCGAGCGAAGAGGACCCAAGAGACCGCCACGCUGUCUACGGCAUCUUGGGACAGAAUGACAUGUUUAGAGUAAAAGUGGUCCGUGAAACUCGUGACGGCCGAUUUGUUGACGGCAACUUUCCCACUGGCGCAGGUGCACUGUGGAUCCAGUAUGAAGAGGUCGAAUUUGAGCCGCACUUGAAGCCUCUUCAACGAUCUGAAAUUAAAGAAUACUGCCGAGUUCGCCAGUACCAGCUCGAUCAGGGCGAAGUACCAGACGAACGAGUCAACAACGAAAUUAGAGCCGUUCAUGAAGCCCAGGCCCGCGCCGGCUCGGGUUAUAGACACAUUCACCAGGCCAUUGCCCCAUACCACCCUAUAGUUGCUGACGACUCCGACCUAACGAAUGGCCGGUCAGACGUUGGUGGAGCUCAGCCUGAACUUCGGCAGUCGCGCCGCGGAGAAUCCCGGGCUACUCCUCGACAGUCCUUCAACGAGAACGACAUGCGCCAGACAUCGAGACCGUACGCCGAGCAGGAGCCUUCGCGCCCAGACUCUCGCGCAAUGAAUCGUGUCCACAGCUCCGAUGGAAUGGAGCGUACUAAUGCGCUCGCCCGCAGAGAGAUUGCACGUGUCGAGGCCGCUCAGGGCCGAGCUGACCGACAUGCGCUGCACCGAGAACGGGCUGCCGCUCUUGUUGCCGACGCUGCUGCUGCCGCCGCCGCCGCAGUCGUCGCCUCUGCACCAUCUGAUGCGACCAACGGCAGAGCGCCAUUCCACGAGUCUGAGGAUAUGCAGCGCUUGAACAAAGUCUGGGCUCGUCAAGAGAGCCUUCGUCUAAAGGCCGGUGCCGAGGAUGCCAAGAUGUAUGACGGUGUCAAAUAUGAGCGCAAGACGAAUGGUCCCUUUAUAGGCAAGCUUGUCUCGCAAGGAACCAUCAUUAACAUUGAUGGGGAAGACUACGUAGAAUAUCGCGUUCUUACGAAGCCCUCAUUUUUCUAA
Trichoderma gamsii is the source of this 2073-nucleotide messenger RNA. RefSeq lists its product as hypothetical. Lineage: Eukaryota; Fungi; Ascomycota; Sordariomycetes; Hypocreales; Hypocreaceae. The coding region runs from base 1 to 2073 and encodes 690 amino acids. The transcript has a single exon. The record is from RefSeq and is a predicted model, not a curated record.